This is a messenger RNA of [Candida] anglica, 986 nucleotides long. The record is from the annotation of a GenBank genome assembly. NCBI's taxonomy places the organism in Eukaryota, Fungi, Ascomycota, Pichiomycetes, Serinales, Debaryomycetaceae.
AUUCAUAUACAUAUAAAAUGGAAAAACUUCUUCAAUGGUCCAUUGCUCAACAAACUGGCGACAAGGAAGCCAUCGCCAAGGCUGGUACUCCAGACCCCAAAUCACUUGAUCAACUCUUUGGUCUUGGAGGUCCUGAUGAACCUGCCUUGAUGAAACAAGCAAUCAUUGUAGCCACAAACCCUGAAGCUACGUUGGAGAACCAAGAAAUUGCCUUGGAAAACUUUGAAAUGCUUAUUGAAAACUUGGAUAAUGCCAACAAUAUCGAAAACAUCAAGUUAUGGCCAUCCAUCAUUCUGCAACUCGAACCUCAUGUCCCCACAUCUCUUCGUGUAUACGCUGCCUCGAUUAUCGGGAUAGCCGUGCAAAACAACCCAUUGGCACAGAAGGCCUUCCUUUCACACGAGCAAGGUCUCAAGAGUUUGGUUCUUACCGCUACUCCUACCGAGCCAAAGGAACUUUACUUGAAGGCUCUCUUUGCCAUCUCUUCACUCAUUAGAAACGAUGAAGAAGCCUGUAAGAAAUUCCUUGACAUUGGCGGAUGGAAGGUUGUUGAAUUUGAUAAUACUGUUGCUGCCAAGCAAAUUCUCAGAGUUUUAUCGGUACUUUCAGCCAUUCUUUCCACUGGAUUAGAUGCCAACAAGGAGAAGGAGAUCCAUAGUCGUGGCAUUGUUGCAGAACUUGUACUGGUGCUCCAGCUGAGCGAGCCUCACGUCGGAUGCAUCGACAAGGUGUUGAACAUUGUCACUCAAUUACACCGUUUAGGUUUCAAAUUCACUGCCUCUGAACUUGAACAAUUAGAAUCCUCAGUUUCUGGAGUUCUUCAUUUGAAAGAUCAAUUAUCCGAGGAAGAUCUUGAAGCUGUAAAGACUGUAUGGGCUUGAUCAGACUCACUGAUAGACUGUCCUAGCAUAGAUUAGCUAUUUUAAUAGCUACCAACAAUGUCUCGUUUUUCAUUCUGAUAAGCGGACACCCACAUAUACAUAUAC